Molecule: messenger RNA, 2722 nt
Organism: Dalotia coriaria
Lineage: Eukaryota; Metazoa; Arthropoda; Insecta; Coleoptera; Staphylinidae
Product: 1-acylglycerol-3-phosphate O-acyltransferase Pnpla3-like
Exons: 8
Coding region: 292-2331 (679 amino acids)
Biological process (GO): triglyceride catabolic process; lipid homeostasis
Cellular component (GO): membrane; lipid droplet; cytoplasm
Molecular function (GO): triacylglycerol lipase activity
Source: RefSeq, a predicted model, not a curated record
CGCCAGUUGUCAGUGCGCCUUCGUUCAUAUAACACCCUAAAAUCCACACCUGACACAAAUCGAACAAUCAACAAUAGCGCGCAAUAAAACAAUCACAUCCCAGUGCUAUCAGUGCUUCUAUUAUCUGUAAUUGUUUUAAUUAUUUUAUCAAUCGUGAUCGUGUAUUAUUUAAACCCGACGCACACUGAAAUUCUCGUCAGUCGGUCGAUAAUUUAGUUUGGAGAAAGUUUAUUUAUCUUCGUGAAAAUUGACGUCGCCGUUGCCAGCCCCCCGGCGAAGACGAGCGACAAGAUGAAUCUGUCGUUCGCCGGCUGCGGCUUCCUGGGUAUCUAUCACGUUGGAGUCGCCGUUUGUUUCCGGAAGUAUGCGCCGCACCUGCUGCUGAGUAAAAUCUCCGGCGCGUCUGCGGGCGCCAUCGCCGCCUGCUCACUACUCUGCGAUCUACCAUUAGGUGAUUUGACUAGUGAUGUAUUACGGGUUGCGUGUGAAGCCCGCAGUAAAUCCCUGGGACCUUUUCAUCCAUCGUUCAACAUCCAGAAUAUUCUGAUUGAGAACAUGGAGAAAUUAUUGCCGGAAGAUGCGCAUAUUCGUGUCAGCGGGAAAUUACACAUUUCCCUGACGCGUGUCUACGACGGUAAAAAUGUGAUUGUCUCACAGUUUGACUCCAAGAGGGAUUUGAUGGAUGCGCUGCUUGCAUCUGCGUUCAUUCCGAUCUUUUCGGGGAUUUUACCGCCGAGAUUCAAAGGUGUGCGGUACAUGGAUGGUGGAUUCAGUGAUAAUUUACCAACUUUGGAUGAAAAUACUAUCACUGUCAGCCCGUUUUGUGGCGAGAGUGAUAUUUGUCCAAGGGAUGACAGCAUGCAAUUGUUUCAUAUUAACGUUGCUAAUACUUCGAUUGAACUUUCCCGUCACAAUAUCUAUCGUAUUGUGAGGAUUUUAUUCCCGCCCAACCCGGAAGCCUUGUCAAACAUGUGCAAACAAGGUUUUGACGAUGCGCUGCGUUUCCUACACAGGAAUAAUUUGAUCAGCUGCACGCGUUGUCUUGCUGUGCAGUCCACUUUUGUUGUUGCUGAUAGUUUGGAGGAUUCAAUGGAGUUUGAUCCAGAGUGUACGGAAUGUCAACUACACAGACAGGAAGCGCUUGUUUCUAACCUGCCAGACACUGUUCUGAGCAUUUUCCAAGAGGCGAUUGAUUCCGCAAACAAAGGUCUUGUCAACUGGGUGUUUAAACACCGUGGAAUGAAGUUACUUUCAGUGCUUAGCCUUCCAUACACACUGCCCUGUGAUAUGAUGUUUGCCACAUUCACAAAUAUAGUUGGGGACACGUACGAACGCAAAGAUUUUGCGUACAAAUUCGCCACCAUGCAAUUAACAAACCCAUUGCCUUCCAAGCGGCGUCCGCGCGGAUGUCCCACACAUUCGAAAGCACGCCGUUCAUUCACACUAAUCCCAAGAUUCAUGGCAUCCGCACCAAUCAUGGGCAACGGUCUCUGGGAGCUGAGUAAAUAUUUCAUGGAUCAACUAGCGGGGGUCCUCAAUCGGGUCAAUAGUAAACGACAGCAGAUUAGUGCCAAAAUCACCUGCCAGUUGGACAUAACUGAGUACGGUGGUAAUAAGUUGAAGAGACUGCGACGUUUCCGUCGACGCAAUGAGGACGAGUACGAUGAUGAUUACUAUUUGACAGAUGUAGAAUCAGCCGAUCAAGGCACCUCAAACAAGAUGAAUUUAAAUUUCAUUUUGAACUUGGACGAUGGUGAUAUCCCUUUGAGUAGUAGUAAAAUGUUGUCGAGAACGCCCAGUUUUACCGUUACCAGAAGUGAUCAGGCUUUGGCUGAUGAUACUUUUGAUAAUAUCUUAGAAGUUACCGCACAUCACGACGCCAUCAUGGCGUAUUACUAUCUAGAAGAUAAUAAGGUAAAAGUAACUGAAAUCUUCGACGUGACUGAAUCCGAUUCGCCAUUUGUUCAAUCAGCAUACGAGCGUGAUCUGAACACGCAGUUGGAAUUCGACGAUGACGAAUGGGACGACGAGGACGCAAUGUCCCUACGCGCAAAUUAUUCGAAGAGUAUGAGUGAACUACUAUCGGACGCAAACAGUGACAUCGAUGAUGAGUACGUCGCGGACCGCGACACCAGCAACAUCUUCUCCGACCCGGAAAGCGACUGGACAGGCACGUACAAAGUGGAAAUGCCCGAUGAUGAUGACGAUGAUGACCUGGAUGAUGAUUCCAAUGGUACCAUGAUGGGUAACGACACGCGUCCGGAGUCUGACCGGCCAAUCAAACGGCCGUAUAUUGUCCCAGCGAUGAGUUAUGACGAUCUCGCGAUGUAAGUCCCUCCCUUGCCUGCUAUUCUUGACGACUGCGACUUAUAUUUAUCUAGCCUAGUCAAAUAAAAACAAAUCUAUUCUUAUGAACGUUAAGCACUGACAACGUUUUCCUGUAAACUAAGAAUAGAACCAAUGAGAUAUUGAUAGGAAUAAGAGCAAAACUAAGAAAAUACGUUACUUGUGAUUUCGGGAACAAAUGUAUGUGAUAAACUUAUUCAAUUUAGCAAAGUAAUAGCAAUAAGUAAACAAAUCUAGCUAAAUAAAUUAAAUUAAACGUGAUUAUAGGAAGUUCUAACCUAGUUCUUGCAACUAAAAGUAUUCUAUUUUAUAUAUUUUUGCUAAUUUUAUUUUUUGAUUGUAACUGCAAUAAACGUCGAAAAUCCAGAUAUAAAAA